Polyodon spathula (Mississippi paddlefish) is the source of this 6105-nucleotide messenger RNA. It is a transcript of the gene klf13, whose product is annotated as Kruppel-like factor 13. The transcript has 2 exons. The record is from RefSeq and is a predicted model, not a curated record. Bases 329 to 1135 code for a protein of 268 amino acids. Gene Ontology annotation, biological process: regulation of transcription by RNA polymerase II. Gene Ontology annotation, molecular function: RNA polymerase II cis-regulatory region sequence-specific DNA binding; DNA-binding transcription factor activity, RNA polymerase II-specific. NCBI's taxonomy places the organism in Eukaryota, Metazoa, Chordata, Actinopteri, Acipenseriformes, Polyodontidae.
ACAGAACCUUAUAAUACUGUCACCAUGCAAGAAAGAGGGUAGAAGAAAGGAUGGGAGUUUUAAUUUUAAAUUAAUUUAACUUUCUAAAUAUUCUUUGAUCGACAAAAUUAUCUCAUCAGAUGAAUCAGGCUCUUUUUUUUCCUUUAACCGUUUCCCCAACAGGAUACCUUUAUUUUGUUUCCAGUUUGGGAUUGAUCAUAAAUUGUUUUGUUUUUGUUUUAUGAGAAACCUACCUCCAUAACACAGCGUCACACAGAGGGAGCCACAGAAAACAAACGCAUUUUGAAUUUGCAUGUCAUAAAAAGGGUAUUCUUAUAUUUAUAACGAAAUGGCAACAUCAGCUCGUGUGGACCAUUUUGCAGCAGAGUGCCUUGUGUCAAUGUCCAGCCGUGCGAUUGUCCAUGGUCCAAGAGGGAGUAUAGAUAUCAAACCAGAAACAAUGUCAGUCCCGAGAAACGGAGAGGAUACUAAAGAAGCAAAUAAAGACCCACUGGUGAAAGAUAACUCGUCUCUCUUUGUGGUGGCCAGAAUUUUGGCUGACUUAAACCAGCAGACCCCCAGCAAUCGCGCAGAUCAGGCAAAAAUAACAGAAGAAAACGACCCACAAACCCCUCCCAGAGAAGAUGCCGGGCUUCAAAGUGGCUCCUUGUCCGGCAAACGUGAUGGAAACACUGCCACACCUACCAUCUGCACCGACCCCGUCCCCAAACAAAGAAACAAGCGUGGGAGAAGCCGCAUUGAGCACGAAUCUCCCCAGAAAAAGCACAAGUGCCACUAUUCAGGUUGUGAAAAAGUUUAUGGCAAAUCAUCCCAUCUUAAAGCCCAUCUCAGGACACAUACAGGUGAGCGCCCCUUUCCGUGCACCUGGCCCAACUGCAGUAAGAAGUUUGCCCGCUCGGACGAGCUUGCCCGCCACUACCGCACACACACCGGGGAGAAGAAGUUCGGCUGCCCCCUUUGCGAGAAGCGCUUCAUGCGCAGUGACCACCUGAUGAAGCACGCCCGGCGCCACUCCGACUUUGAGCCUGGCAUGCUCAAAAGGCCCUACAGCACUGGCACCCGCACGGGCUCCCUCAGCGACUACAGCCGUUCGGACGCUUCCAGCCCCACCCUCAGUCCAGCCAGCUCGCCUUAAGCCCUCCUUGCACUGGACGCCUGCACUUUUGCCUCAGCUCGACACUUGUGUUGCACAUUUUGUGAGCACCCCUCUGCUGAUAACCUGCUUACUGUACUGUACUGUGUACGUAUCUGCCUAAUAUUAGUGCAAUCUCUCGGGCAAAUACUCUCCAACCUCUCCCGGCUGAUUCUAGAUGCAUUUCUAGCUCUAUAACUGUAAUGCUUUUUUUUUUUUUUUUUGUUUUAUAACUUUGCUUCAGAGAUCUGUUAAAGGUAUAUUUAAAUGUAUUUUAAACAAACAAACAAACAAACAAACAAACAAACAAAAAGAAUCAUGUCUGCACCUCAGGAUAACCUAUAACUGAUUGCACAAUACAAACAUCACUUUACUCUUUUUGAAAUUCAACUGUGUUUUUGAAUUUUGUUCCCCUCUCAGGGAUGGCCUAUCAUUUUGAAAGAAUGAACACAAUGAAGAUACACCCAUACUACAGCCUUACACUCAACAAGAUUUGCACUCUUGACUUUUUUUUUUUUUGUUUAGUUACAGUUAGUUUUCAUGCUGUCGAGGAAAACUAGCACUGGAAUUAUUAUUACAUUAAACCAAGGGUUUUUCAUAUUAGAAAUAAUACUUAGAAACAAAAAUGAGGGACUAAAGGAAAUAAACGACCACUUGCUGAUACUUUUGCGACUGGAAAUAACACACACAGACCUUUUUUUAUUUUCGUUUCAACAAAACAUUUCUCUGCACCCAAGAGAUUCGUUUCAGACUUGUGGGAACCUAUAUGGUAUUUAAAGGGAAUGCCUUUGCUCUGUAGGGAACUAUAGGUUAAACCAUGGUCUGUUUUCAUUUGUAAAAGCUAACGAACAUGAUCAAAUUUCUGCCUGUUGGAAAGCAGCUGUUUCAUAGUUUUAAAACAAAAAUUAGAUGCUUUUUUAUCACUGGGAAGGAGGGGAGACCUACUUCAUCAGACUAGUCGAACGAUCAUGUUCCCUUUUCUACAAGAAUCAGCUGUACUUGAAUAUUAGUGCAGCACUGACUUUCAUUUCGUUUUCCUGUGCACAUCUCUACAGUUGGUUUGCAGGUGUUGAACAGAACCAUCUGUAGAAUUAUCCUACUCAACAACCCGAUUUUAGCUUGUUAGUCAACUUUGCUGGGUCACUGCUCGCAUUUGUAAAUACAUGUAUCCCACAAGGAAUAAUUUACAGCAUACAAAGAGGAAUUCAAACUUUAAAACUCCUGAUUUCUGCUUUUCGUGCAGCAGGAAUUCAAAAUCUAAAGCCAAAAGGAAGGCAUGAUGCAAUUUUAUUAAAAAGCAGUGCCAAAUCUUUAUGGCUUUCUGAAUCAUGCUAAUUUGUUGUUCUCUCUCCCCAUUAAUUUCAACUUGUUGGGGUGAAAAAAAAAAAAAAAAUCAGUGAUUUAAUUGACAAAGGUACCCCUCAGGCAUGAAAAAUUGAUUCCUUUGGCCCAAUGCUUGCAGAAAAAAGUUAUAGAGAAUUAAGUCUCUCUUGAAAUGAAGGGGAAGGAAAUUGUUGCCAAGACGAGUAUUUGAAACCUUUCUCAGUGCUUCAUUAACUACAAGGAAAAAUGUGGGAAUUCUGUUAAUUAUUUACAGUAAAAUACUUUUUUUUGUUUUUGUUAAAGGAGUCCAUUUUCUUACCUCUAAGCACUAACAAAAUUGUUCCUGGUCCCCCUUUUAUUUUGUUGAAUAUCUUUUGCUCGUAUUUCACACUUCAAUUUGGAAUAUGCAGAUAUUUCAAAGACAAUGUUAUAGAAGUAAGUUACUGCUGCAUGUGACCUAAAGAAGAGGAAAUGAUACCAGAAAGAAACCAUUUAAAUAAAAUAAAAAAAUAAAAAACAAUCUGCAGAUCCUGAAUGUAAGAGGAGAACAAGCAAAAUAAUAGUGAGAUCUUCAAUGCUAAAAAAAGAGGGACGAGGCAUAAUUUCCAGUGCUGUGUCUACACAUAAAGGAAAAGUAAUUAACUAUAAAGCACAUCACAGGCCUAUUCAAAUAAACAUCUAAUUUGACAUAACUCUGGUGGUUGUUUUGUCAGAGAGGAACAUGGAAAAGGAUUACCUUUCAAGCUGAUUGAUUAACAAGGGGAAUGGGUGACUCUCAUUUUGUUGGUCUGAUAAAAAAAUAUCACAUCACCCCUUCUCCUUGGUUUUUCAAGCACCAAUAUGACUACACACUCUGUAUGAUUUAUUCUAUAUGGUACUUUUAUAAUAUGCUGUAAUCACAAAUGCUUUCAGACAGGAUGAUUCGAUCACAGUAGCAUUAAAGGGCUGAUAUGGUAAGAAGGAUACAUGGAGUCAGUAAUGGAAUAGAAUACCAGUCAUUCAAAAGGAUUAUAUUUUUGGGAAACUAGCAACAGCAGCUUUCAAACCAUGACCAUAGACGCAAGAUUUCUGAAUUUGCUUCUGUACAAAUGCAUGUAGUGUAUUUGCCCUAGAAAGUACUGUUCAAGGUUUUAAAAAAGUGAAAUAUUUAGUGGCUGCAUAGUACAUAUACUUUUUACUGUCAACAAGUCUGCGAAUUAACAGAAUUGUGAAAGGACCGUUGGUGCAAACUCUCAUUCUCAUAAGAAUUUGCUCACUGGGUCCUUAAGGUGUUGGUGAGUCUGGGCUGUCAGGGCCUGCCAAGUCCCCUCUGCUAUUGUGUUGCUGCACUCCCUCGUUAGAGACAGGAGAUUGGUCAAGUGGGAAUAAGUACGUCGGCUGUAAACUGAGAGGAAUGCUUCUCAUGAAGGAAGCAGGUGUGGGUGUGUGGGUGAAUGGGCCGCCUUGUCUGUGUGCCUCCCCCAAGGGCCUCUCCUCUGGGCCACCAAAAGCCACAUAAUCAGCUCUUUUAUUUCUGUUUUAUAAAGCCAACUCCUCUUACAAAAAUGUACCGCAAUAAACUGCAGUAUGCCACAGCAUUUAAGGGUAGAAUAAUGUUGUAUUGCUGUCUGGUGAAGUAAUACUGCAGGAGAAACGCCAAUAUGAGUAUGCUUGUGUUCUAAUUACCAUGUAUCUUGUCUAGAAUCUUUGGUCCCAUAGCCAAUGACUUCAGGCCCCAUGGCUAUAAACCAGUUUGAUCUAGAAAACAGAAGGCAGUCCUUGAUACUGCAAGCUAAGGGAAUUAUUCCGGGGAUGAUGAAAGGAGAUACAAACUGGAAUAUGACAUCCUAAUUCUCCAAUCAAACUUAUCCCAAAGCAGACUUGGUGGGCACUGUUCAAAUCCAGCUAUAGACUCUCACAAUUUGACAGGGAAUAGACUGUUUCUUCAUAUGUCUUCAAGUACCUCUUUUCUUAAGUGUUUAAUGAGGUUGUUCAUAUGACAAAUUGAUCAUGAAUUGAUGACAGCUUUUUAGGAAUUCAAUAGGAAAUUUUAGUUCUAAAAUACUUUUUGCAAAGAAGUUUUCCAUAAUUCCCCCAUACAUAUCCUUUCAGAAUAUCACUAUUUCAAAAAGCAGUUGAAAACAGCAUAUUGGGUGGUGUUGGUUAGUCUGCAUUAAAGGAAGAAUUUUUGUAACCGUAGACACAACAACGACAGUGUUUUCAACUGUGAGCCUUUUCAUUGGUUGAAUAUAUAGUUCAGCAAUAUUUCCUUUAAUGUAGGUGUUCACAAAACAGAGAACUACAUUUUGACUCCUGACUUGCAACAGACACUUUCUAUUUUAUCAGCAUUUUAAGUAAUGAGCAUUAUGGGCCUUUUUCACAAAACUUUACUGACCAUUUUAAGUAAUAUUUUUUAAGGCCUGUUUUUUUUAAAGAGUGUUUAUAAAUAUUAAUUAGUAAUUAAUAAAUCAAAUAUGCUUUAAAAAAACAAUUCUUAACAAAACAAUUCUCUAAAACGGUUCUUUGUGAAUUGGGCCCUAUAUUUCAGGUGUUCCUUUCCCCCUUGGGUAGAUCUAAAAGGUUCUUGUUUUUUUAACAGCUACAGUGUUUCAGGGAGGUGUACCAUGAAUCCAAGUAUAUUAUUCCAUCCUACAAAAACUACUUGACUCAGAAAUUAAAUUAAAGUUUUUUGUUUUUUUUUAAUAAAAGGCCUAUCUGCUUUCAGUAGGGAGCUGUCAUAUUAUUGUACAAAGAACCAUGAAUGAACAGAAAUGCAAAAAUUGACUGAAAAGAUAAGGGUAUUUUAAAAUCUAAUGUAUAUGUGUGUUGUUUUAUAUUUACCUGUUGUUUGGUUUUUCAUAACAUUUCUAGGUCAGUUUGAAAUCUGGGGAAACGCUGUUUUUAUUUUGUGUUUUGUAACUUAUAAUUUUUCUACUGGAGAAGCCAUUUUGGCAGCAUUCUGAGUGGUUUCGAUGCAUUUGACAGUAUCUUGCUGGGUUACCGACAUGAAACGGUAAACAAACCCAAACCCAACUUGUGCCACCUUCUCCUAAAACUAAAACCCCCUCUUGAAGCUACUUAUUUGAGCGGUUGGUAAGGCAUAUGACUGAGAAAGGGAUUCUCCAAGCUUUUAAAUUCAGGCAACUAUUUUCUUGUUAUGCUUUUUUCAUGUUUUUUUUUGUAAAUGUGUAUUCAGUAGCUUUGAUCAGAUUUAAUCCACUUUAUACUGUAUUUGGUAUACUCCGAGACCAUAGCAUUGUGAAGUAGUAUAGAGCCUUCUCAUUUUUAUGUUUUGUAUUGGCUAGGUAAAAAAGAAAGAGGGCCCAGGAGUUACGUUUGUACAGGAUGAAACAUGUAUUUGGUUCAUACAAGACUCCAGUUUACCAUGCUUAAAUCAAAUUUGAUGACCAUUUUUUUCACUUCCCAAGCCCUCUUUUUGAAGGGAAAACAGUUUAAAUUCUGCUUUUGGUCGGCAAAUAGUGGCCACUCAAAUUUUAGUCUAGUAACGGUGCUGCCUCACUCAUCCCAGCACAGUAAUAUAAUCAGUGAAAUUAACUUUUUACUCUGUUUGAGAUGACAAGCAAUGUGUACAACCUUAAAGUCAGCUAGGAUUUUUUAAAAUGACUAACAUUUUUAGUUUUAUUUUACCAAAAUAAAUCCAAAAAACUUGC